Messenger RNA from Ustilaginoidea virens, 984 nucleotides. RefSeq lists its product as uncharacterized. The transcript is spliced from 3 exons. The record is from RefSeq and is a predicted model, not a curated record. Bases 1 to 984 code for a protein of 327 amino acids. Lineage: Eukaryota; Fungi; Ascomycota; Sordariomycetes; Hypocreales; Clavicipitaceae.
AUGUCAACGGCCCUACCGCCCACCAUCCGCGACGCCAUGGCCCGUCAAUGGGAGCUCGAAGCGCCGCACGAGGUCCUGACGGCGGCCUUGGCCCCUCUCGGCCGCCGGGUGCUCUGCCACCCCGACUGGGACGUCCUCUGCACCACCGCCCUCCACCCCGAUCACGCCCACGACCUGUCCCGACUCGUCGACCACGUGGCCGACUGCGUCUGCGUCUGGGCAAGCGCCCUGCGGGACGCUCUCGACCGUGACGUCGGCAUGCUGCGCAAGUCGCUCCUCGAGGGCAUCAAGCCCGACUUCCUCGAGCUGCUCGUCGACGUCUCCUCCUCCCCCUCCAUCAGCACGCACUGGCACUGGCAGAAGGGCGCGUUCGUGCUCCUCCUGCCAAAAGGCGCGUUGCCGCACCAUCUCAACGCGGCGAUUCCCCAACUAAGCGCCCAGAUCUUGCUGGCGUUUAGCAAGGGCCCCAAGCCGGCCCUCAGCGCAGCCGGCCAUGCGUGCUUGGACGACGGCUCCGCCUCCGACACGACCGCUUCCGCCGCCUCCUCGGUCGCCUUCCCGCCUCCCCCGGCGGGCGAGUCUCUCCCCGACACGCAUGCCCUCCCCCGCCCGGACGAGCUGCUCCUCCGCCCCCCCUACUUCCUCCACAUCGCCCACGGCCCCCCCACCGUCCUCCAGUGCAGCCACAGCCCGUCGCUCAGCUUCCUCGAGUCCUACCUCAAGAAGUGGUGCCGCACCAACGGCCGACGCACCGACAGGCCCCCCAUGGUGGACGUGACCCUCUCCCAGAGCCCGUUCGGCCUCGGCCCCCUGCACGACGUCUUGACGCUGCAGCUCCCGGCGGCCCAGUACGGCGGCGCGCCUCCCGUCCUGUCCGUGCCCAUUGUGCUGCACCUGGUCGAGAGUGUCUUGGGCUACAGGCUGGUGUAUUCGGACUCGAGCCGAUGGCAGUACCGGAGGGAUGUGCCCUUUACAAAGACGUAG